This is a messenger RNA of Hypoxylon trugodes, 1195 nucleotides long. RefSeq lists its product as uncharacterized. The transcript has a single exon. Bases 668 to 985 code for a protein of 105 amino acids. The record is from RefSeq and is a predicted model, not a curated record. Lineage: Eukaryota; Fungi; Ascomycota; Sordariomycetes; Xylariales; Hypoxylaceae.
GCAACUCAGCCCUCAUGCGAACCUAGGACGUAAUGGGAUACUCACAUGCGGCGCCAUAGUAAUAAGGGCAGCGUAAGCCUGUAAGAUCCGGCCUGUGGUACAGCUCCCUGCUGGGCUAGUCCAGCAUAAUCAACCUAAUCCUGGAUUAUACCCCGGAUGAUUGGCCCUUGAAGGGGUUGACGCAACAUCAUUGUCAGUUAUUAUUGGUCUACCCCGCUUCAUCGCUUCCUCUCAGCGCCUUUCCCCAGACAAACAAACUGGGUUCAGGUCAUUCCAUUUCCUAAGGCGGCAGGCAAUGGGUAGGUAAGGUAGGCCAGGUAGGUAUCAAGACUGCCUGCCGCUCUCCUCUCGCCCCCUUUAAAAGCCAGCAGUUUCCCUCCUUCACCUCGAGACGUUACACUCUCCAUUUGUUGUCUGUACCUUUCAACAAGUUUCAUCAUUAUUACCGCUAUAUGAUUGGUAUCGACUCAAGUGUAGUGUCGAAGAAACCCUAACACCAUCUACGAACUGCCGAUCUAGAUCGAUCCGGUACGAUUGCUCCUAUUCUUAUAGUCCUGUUCCUCUCCCCCUCCUUUUCAUCUACUAACGAAGUCAUAUCAAGCGGACCUAGGACCAUCUCCUUUCAUUUAUAUCAAAUUUUAUUACAUAUUAUCAUCAAUCAUCCAACAUGCCUGUCCGUCUCCCCCGAGCACGAUCAACUGAGAUCGCUACGUUCGGUCUCGCUGGCGUCGCUGGCUUCGCACCUUUCUACUUUAUCCUCCCGGGCGCCGAAGAACGCCUAGCAACGCAGACCGCCCGGUGGGCGCCCCGAUGGGAGCGUAACAUCUCCUACUUCGCCCCUCCGGCCAGGAUGAUCGCCCAACGCGUAGAACCCCGCGUUGAGAGGACCGUCAAGAAGAUCGACGACCGUCUACCCCUAGAGAAGAUGACCAAGAACGUCGACAGGCGAAUCAAGUACGGCAUCGACAAGAUGUCCAAGCAGUAAAUUAUUUACUUUGUCGGAUGGGGAUAAAGGUUAGGCUCAUUGGGAUUGUAUAUAACUUAUACCAUAUAUGACAUGAGAGGAUGGGAUAAACAUAAGAAUUGUACUCUCUUUAAAUUGCGAGUACGGGCGCGAUGCGCUCUGGACAAGUUCAUAGAUGACAUGUCCGAUUAUACAAUAGCUACAAUCAAAGCUGUGUAAAAGUUACCACAU